ACAGGGUAGGACCACGGGCACCGACGACCGUGCAUAAGGCACAUAACCCGAGUCCCCUUCCCAUCGUAGCUAUCGCUCCCACGCUUCCGGGUGCCAGGACACCCUGUCUGCGUGAAUUAUUUACACACCACGACCAUACCGUACUGGUAGCCAAUAAGCAUGGUGGUGACCAGCAAGCUUCGAAACGCUUUCACUCUCGCAGCCAAGUGGGUUAAGGAACAUCACAAAGAAGCAAAUGCGCCCAAUAGCGUCCUCUUUCGGCUCUACGGGCUGUACAAGCGGUCGACAGCCGGGGCGUGCAACGUGCGUGUGCCCACCAUGCUGGUGGAGCCCAUCGCGAGAGAGAGGUACAAUUCCUGGAAAUUAGCCAGCGGCUUGACGGAAGAGCAGGCGAUGCGGGCGUACCUGGACCUCGUGCGAGUCACUUUCCCCGCCUUUGUAGAGGCGGCGGCCCCCGAGCUCAAGGAUUUGGACGAUCUACAAAGCGUGAAGGAAGAGAACCGGGCCCUCCUUGCCGAAACCACAGAGGUCUUGGCCCUGUAUAGCAAGCUUCAGCAG
Messenger RNA from Nannochloropsis gaditana CCMP526, 558 nucleotides. Its product is annotated as acyl-binding protein. Gene Ontology annotation, biological process: fatty acid metabolic process. The transcript is spliced from 4 exons. Gene Ontology annotation, molecular function: fatty-acyl-CoA binding. The record is from RefSeq and is a predicted model, not a curated record. The annotation marks the transcript as partial.